This is a messenger RNA of Aphanomyces astaci, 175 nucleotides long. RefSeq lists its product as hypothetical. The record is from RefSeq and is a predicted model, not a curated record. NCBI's taxonomy places the organism in Eukaryota, Oomycota, Saprolegniomycetes, Saprolegniales, Verrucalvaceae. The annotation marks the transcript as partial. The transcript has a single exon.
AUGCAGUUCGUACUGGACACGCCAUCGUGGCUGCUGCUUCGGCACAACGACCGCAUCACGAGCUUCUCGGUGUGCCUAAAGAUCCAAAGCCCCGUGAACUGCAGCACGCGCGCCGAAGUCCGCGUCAACUCGACUCUGCACGCCGACUUUCUCUCCUGUUUUCUGACAGCCAAAG